AUCUUUCUGCAAGGAAUGUGAGUUGCUCAUGAUGAUUGGACACUGAGCGAUAGGCCUACAUGAUUUUGAUUAAACUGAAGCUUUUUGUAAUGCUACAUUUACAUUGUAAUAUCCAUCAGAUAAAUUAUGAAUAGAAAAUAAAAACUACCAUCAUAAAAAUGUUUACAUUUUAUAAAUACGACUUGCUUUGUUGUAGGAACCUGUUCUCGAUUGAUUGAAAAAAACCCGACGAUGCCAUCGAAUAAAUAUUGAAUUGUCUUAGUAAUCUUAGUCUUUCUCUGAUUGGCCUAUCUAUACUUCUCUAUAGACUACUACAGUAGAUAAUCUAUCCUAUGACCAUAAAUAGUAUUAUAAGAAUGAUAAAAAUUAUAGGGCGCCUAAUAUUUUAAAUAUUUUUUUAAAACUAGGGCAGACGAGGCCCCUCCUAGUCCUACUAUUUAAUUUUAAAAUUGGACUUUUUUUUUUUUUUUAUAUAAAUAAAUAAAAAUAUAAAUAUACUAUAAUUAAAAAAAUCAAAAAAAAUAUAAAGUUUAAACAUUGUGUUUAUAUAUUAUUUUAAAAAAAAUAGAGAAUAUAUAUAUAUAUUAUAUAUAUAUAUAAUAUAUAUAUUAUAUUUUAUAUAUAUAUAUAUAUAUAUAUAUAAGUGUAUAUAGUAUAUAUAGUAUAUAUUAUAGUUAGGCCUAUAUAUUGUGUAAUAUUGUAGAAAGUACUGUCAUCAGUAUUAUUAUAUUUUUUUUUGACUUAAUGAUUUAUCUGGACUAACAUUAAAAUUAAGUCACAUUAUAAAUAAUUAUAUUAAUCAUUAAUUAUUUAAGAGAGAUUUGUGUUACAAGUUCUACAAGACUUUGAUAAAGCUUAAGUAGAAUAGUAGAAUAGAAGACAUAUUAGUGUUAACAAGUAGGAUGAAUGGCUAGUUAAGACAAAACAAAGUUAUGUUGGUUUUUUUAACCAUCACUUUAACAGAUAAAACAUAAUAAUUUUCUUUUCAAACAACCUAUGAAUUAUAUCCAUAAACUAAUGGAGAAAAUAAAUAAAAUGCAUUUUAAUAAAGGUUUUAAAUCAGAGAAAAUGGUAUUGUGAGCUCUUUGCAACAACAAAAAGAAAACACUUGAUGUAAACUUUAAAGAUACCUUAGAUUUACAGUUAAAUUUUCCUGUAGACUUAACCAGGUUUUACUAUACUAUACUAUACAGAAAGUUUAAGUAAUUUUAGGGAAGAGUACGGCUGAGUUACAGUGGCAUCAUUCUGAUCAAUUCAAUUAUUUUAAUCUUUUGUGACUAAUUUGUCCUGCUGUAACUUAAUCACAGGUUAGCAUCUACCAAACAUCAAUGAGUGUUUAUGAAUAUGAAGUUAUACCCAAAGAAGGGAGUGAAAUUUACAUUGGAAGAACUAUGCCGAAAGGAUUUGCUCCUAAACAUACUUGUUCACUAUGGUUCAGUAGAAUUUUAGUGGUGAUCAUAACAGUUUUAGCUUUAUUUGUUAUUUUUCACACUGUAUUGGAGACAUUCCCUAUAUGCCGUAUCUCUGGGCCAAAGCACUGGACAUCGCAAGGUUAUAGGUAAACAAAAACAAUGUAUGAACAUCUGCAAUAAAAUCUUAGGAUCCUGAAUUACCUAUUCAUAUUUUGAAAAUAUGAAUUAUUUAGUCAUCCAUACAUUGCCAUUGCCACUAAUAAAUGUAAAUAAAAGCAUGCUGAACUGUAUAUGCUUUACUACAGUUUUGUCUUGGUCAAAUCUUGCAUAUUAGUUUUUACCCUCUUCUUGACUCCAAUUGAGCUGAAACUUUGUUCACUUACCCACCCCUGAUGCCAAUACAACCCUUCAGGAUCAGUAGGUCACCGGUGACCUCCGCUGACUCUUGUGUGACCUCUGCAGUUUAAAUCUUGCAUCUUAAUUUUGACCCACUGCCUGAUCUCAACUGAGCUGAAACUUUGUACACUUUGUGCAAUUUCAAUGUAAGCUCACAUAUAUAAUGAUUUAAUUGCAUCAUGUUACUGGUAUUCAUUACAAUGUUUGGUGUCAUAUUUUAUUUUGAUUUUUGACCUCUAGGAACUUUGCUAUAAGGACAACCUGGAAUGGCAACUGUGUGCAGCAUGAGCCUGUCAAGAUCUCAUUGGCACCAGCAGCUGACGGGGGGAUGAUCAUUAAAAUAUUGGCCCCAUUUUUCAACAGUCCAGGAAGACCAGAUGGACCUGCUGGUCAACCUUUUCCUCAACUAUGGGAUUACGAAGGUGAUGAUUAAUUUGUGUUAACAUAAUCUUGAUUAAGAUAAGUUAAUGCCAUGAGAAAUGUAAUAAGCAAUUUUAUUUGUUGUAUUAUCAUUGUAAGGAUUAGACUAUGUGGAUUUAGUUUUUAAAAAGCUAAGAUUCAAGCUUUAUUCAUUCUGUAUUAGAUCUCAUAGAUUUAUAAGUUUUCAAGAGAACUUUUAUGACUGACUGAAUCUGUGUGAAUGAGAAUUAUAGAGCAUUGUGCUUGAUAACUUUAGUGUUACAUGAAGUAAAAAAAAUUCUAUGGGUUAUAAUAAUUGUUUUCUAAAUGACUAAACAAUUAGAUUUUCAAAAUUUUUCUAACCGUAAAUUGAUGAAUAAUCCAUUAAUUUUAGUAAUUUUAGUUCAAAUUAAACUUUUACUUCUUUAUUUUUUCAGUGGUGGAAGCCUUUUUCCUUAAUGAUAAAGACCAGUAUUUGGAAGUAGAGCUAGGCCCGUAAGUCACAUUAAAUUAAAUGCAGACAUGAUAGCAUUAUAUCAUUAUAUUGUGUAUGACAAAAGGGUUUUUAAAAAAUGUAUCACAUGUAAAUGGCUCGAAAGGGACUGUAUGGCUAUAGGGCCAUUGUCAAUAUGCUGCAUAACUAAACUCUUUUUUUUUAAAGAUCCUUUCAGAAGACACAAUUAUAUUAGCUCCCUUGUUUUACAGUAUCCUUCAUCCUAUGUUGUGGGGUUAUCACUUCCCCUGUUUACCAUAGAGUGUAUUUUAUGAACUCAUCAUUUAGCUUAAUUUGUUUGUGGAAUCAAACAAAAAUAUUUAAACACACAAUGACUUGGAAUGCUGAGUUUAGAAGUCAGUACCGUUAUAUUUCUCUUAGAAUUUUCAAAUGUUUCAAAGUUUUUCUCAUUAGACUUACAUAAAAUGGAGCACUAACCCAAUGAUUUUUUUUCCAGAUGGGGUCAGCACUUGUUGUUGAUGCUGAAUGGCGAAAGGCAUGCAGUUAAGGUAAAUAAAUGAAAUAUAUUUACAAAUAUGUAACAGCUUAUACAAAUUAUAAAAAAUUGUAUGUAGUUUUUGGAAAAAAAUGUGUUACAAUAUUUGAGCAAAUCAGAGGAUUUAAAUCUAAAGAUUUUUUCAAUUUAUUCACUUCAUUCAUAAGUCACAUUUUGUGUUACAUCAUUUAUUCACUUCAUUCAUAAGUCAUAUUUUGUGUUAAAUCAUUUAUUCACUUCUUUCAUAAGUCAUAUUUUGGGUUAAAUAACAAGAUUAGUCAUAUAUUAAAAAUUGCAGCAUUGUUUUGUCAUGAUUAAAAAAAAAACUGAAAGUUUAUUUUCCCAAAAUUAACCGGUGGAGACAUUAACCUGGGGCAUUAAUUAGUAAAAUGAAUAUAUGGUAAGCUCUUUACAAAUUGAAUGUUAACUGUAAAUGUUUGAAUGUCAAGGAUAAACUACCGCUGACCACCUACACAGCGACAAUUGAAGGGGAUAGAUGGACAGGGGAGGCAAUCUUGCCCAGAGAUUAUUUCCCACCAGGUGUCACCAAGUUCAAUGCAUAUGCCAUACAUGGAGAGGGAGAUGAUCGUGUGUAUGAAUCCUUGUACCCCGCAACAGGCGGAGAGACAAAACCUGAUUUGUAAGACUAACUUUUAUAUAAAACACUGGAAGUCAUGCUUUCAGAUAUAAAAUUUAUAAACCUGUCUGCACAUUAAAAAAAUAACUGACAUAUUAUGUUGUAGUUUUUAUUAAAAUCCCAUUUAUCUUGGCGUAAUAGUCUAACAAAAAGCCAAAUUUAUAGAAAUAUAUAAAAUAUACUUCAAUUAAGAUAUUCAUUUAUAGUAAAGGAUUUUUCCUUUUUUUUUUUUUUUUUUAGCCACAACUUGAAAUAUUUCCAGCCACUGGACAUCAGCCAGCUACUGAACAACUAUGACCCUUCAUACGUCUCAAACUUAUGGAAGCCAUAUGUUGGAACAGGAACAAUUGUUGGAUGAAAAAUAUAUCUUUUUGUUAAAUAAGCCUACCACAUAUGUUAUGUUAUUGUGUAAAAUGUAUUAUAUCUGUUUCAAUCUUUGGAUUAUUCUUUAUAGCAGGAUGAUCAUAUACUGAUGAUUACUUUUAAAAAAUUAGAUUUAAUCUAUAAAUUAAGUUCUUUAGGGAAUUCACUUGAAAUAUUCAAAAAUUCAUUUGCUUUUUGCACUUUUCUUCUUCUAUAUAUUAAGGGCCCCCGAUCAAUUUAUUGAUCAUUUUGGCUCCUAUGCAUGUUUGCAAACUAACAUCAGAGCAAAGUAUUGGAAUACAGGCCUCAUUCCAAAAAUGCCCUUUUUUAUAAUUUUGCACUGUUGUGAAAUUCUAGAUAGGAUUAAGUUCAGCACUGCAAUUCAUAAUAUCGGUACAAAUAUACCUCUGGCUGACAUUUAAUUUUAUUCAUAUUGCAUCUACCUUUCAAUUUCACUCACUACUCCUCAAAGUCACCCAGUUUGUCAAUCUCGCUCAUACUUAAAUGUUGAAUCAAUUUUUUUUUUUUAUUAACUCUCAGAAGUAAGGGCAGUUUAUAAAUGAUUUUUUUUUAAAUGAUUUCUAAUUACAAUUUUAAAAAAAAUAAUAAUUACAUGACAAUUUUAAACGAGACAUUAGAUUAGAUUUCAACCAAAAAAUCUCAGACUUAAGUCAGCAUUUUUUAGCUUUAUUUUUGUUGACUGAAAGGUAUGUUGUUGUUUUUUUUAAUUUUCCUUUAAAGACACCUUUAAUUACCUUUAAAUUGUAUCAACUUUUUUUUUUUUAUAAUUCAUAAUGUUUUCAAAUAAAGUGGGAAAUUUUUAAAUGAUGAUAAUCUUGUUCAUUUAUUUAUUGAGGAGCAUUAGUAUCAAGUUUCCCCAGAAUGACAGGAUUUAACUUUUCUUUGACCCAUCACAAUCCUGUCCUUGAGUAAAAAGUUUGAGAGUUUUGUCACAUAAAUAAUACAGUAUGUCAAAGUAUGUGCCAAAAUAUAUAAGCUGAAACCCACGCAUCUCAAACUUGUAAGUGUGCUUGCCACUAGGCAUGGAGUGCAGCCACAUUGUGUUCCCAAUCUUAGGGCAUGGGCACACAGGCAGUAGCCCAGGGCUUCAAGCUGAGGGCCUUCCUCAGAUCAAUAUAUCGUGCCUUUCAUAUCUCAUAAAUAAAUAUGCCAUUCAUACAGAAUUUUUUUUUUUAAAAGACCAGUUUUCACAUAGCCAAUAAAUUUAUAAUAUAUACUUCAU
This is a messenger RNA of Lymnaea stagnalis (great pond snail), 5439 nucleotides long. Lineage: Eukaryota; Metazoa; Mollusca; Gastropoda; Lymnaeidae. The record is from the annotation of a GenBank genome assembly.